Molecule: messenger RNA, 318 nt
Organism: Acytostelium subglobosum LB1
Lineage: Eukaryota; Evosea; Eumycetozoa; Acytosteliales; Acytosteliaceae
Exons: 1
Coding region: 1-318 (105 amino acids)
Source: RefSeq, a predicted model, not a curated record
AUGGCAAUCAUCGUCAACACGUUCUACCUCUGGCACUACAUCGCCAACCACCUCUUUGGCAACAAGGAGGCCCAGAUGGCCAAGCUCAGCUUGGUGUGCAUCACAUCCUUCAAGUCCCUCCUCCGCCAGAGGUGGCGCUCCCUCAUGUCCACGCUCACGAGUCACAUCCUGGCCGGACGACCAGUCAACAUCAAGAAUGAGAUGGCCGAGUUCACUACCAAGUGGCACCUCAGCACUCGCAACAGCGACACCCGUCUUCCGCCUCUGCCGCCAACUAUCAACAAAUACUUGGUGGUCGAAUUCAGAGGCCUACAGUAG